AUGGUGGUCCGCACGUUAUCGGACCUGCGCAAAGAGGAUGAGGCUCGCAGCAGAGACGCAGAGACCGGUGAGACCGCACCGCUACUCCGAGCCGAUACGCGCAGUAGCGGAAGCAGCGUAAAUAGCGGAGCCUCUGCGUCAGCGCAGCGCACAACAGCCCUGCGAGUUUUGGAGCUGCUCUUUCCGUACUUUCGCCUUAAGUCGCUCCUCCUGCUAAUCUCGGUCGUAGAUUGGGCCAUAUUCAUUACCACCCUCGCUAUUGACUCAGAGAUGCCCCUCGUACCUUCUACUGCAAUUCUGGUGACGUUCGGUGCAAACGUUCCCCCCUUGGUUGCUCAUGGGCAGGUGUGGCGUUUACUGACUGCUUCUUUCUUGCACGCAAACCUGCUUCACGUAGCCUUCAACGUUUUCUUCCAGUUACGUAUGGGCUUCGGUAUUGAGCGACGCUACGGCUAUCUAAAAUUCGCAGCCCUGUAUGCCGCGUCCGCGGUUUACGGUAACCUGCUUUCAGCAGCCUCUCUCUUCUGCCGAUCAAUCAAGGUCGGCGCCAGUACUGCAGGUUUCGGAAUGAUGGGGGUAGAGGUGGCGGAGCUGGCACUUAGUUGGCGGCUCUUGCAGCACCGAGAUCGUCUGCUAACAAAUAUUGUGUCUUUCUUUGUCUUGAUGGGGCUCUUUGCCUUUACCCUGAACGGCGGUUCCAUCGACCAGUUGGGCCAUCUGGGUGGCUUUCUAUGCGGGCUGUCUCUUGGAAUUUUGUAUAACAAGGAUAUGCAAGAUAAGCCGCGAUGGUGGCCGUUUGCCAUGUGGGGAUCGAUAUCUUUGCUGACCGCCCUGCCAGCCUCCUGCCUUCCAGCCAUUUUCGCCCUUGACAGGGGCUGUGCUGCCUAA
Cyclospora cayetanensis is the source of this 888-nucleotide messenger RNA. RefSeq names its product rhomboid-like protease 1. The transcript is spliced from 5 exons. Gene Ontology annotation, biological process: proteolysis. The coding region runs from base 1 to 888 and encodes 295 amino acids. Gene Ontology annotation, cellular component: membrane. The record is from RefSeq and is a predicted model, not a curated record. Lineage: Eukaryota; Apicomplexa; Conoidasida; Eucoccidiorida; Eimeriidae. Gene Ontology annotation, molecular function: serine-type endopeptidase activity.